Melanaphis sacchari is the source of this 1495-nucleotide messenger RNA. RefSeq names its product coiled-coil domain-containing protein 149. The transcript is spliced from 11 exons. Bases 33 to 1226 code for a protein of 397 amino acids. Lineage: Eukaryota; Metazoa; Arthropoda; Insecta; Hemiptera; Aphididae. The record is from RefSeq and is a predicted model, not a curated record.
ACAUUUAAUAAUCAAUAAUUUAAUUUUCAAAAAUGGAUAGUACUGCCUUGGAACAGAAAUUGAAUAGCAAGACUGCAGCUCUCACUGUAUUAAGUGAAGAAUUAGAAAAAUGUCGAAUAGAACGUGAUCAUUUGAAAAUAAUUUUGGAAAAUAAAAUGCUACAUAAUACAUACAAUAGAAACUACCAGUUGAAUUAUGAUAAACUUGUGAAUCAACUUAGAGAAGAAAAUAAGAAACUGAGAUUAGAAGUAGAGGAUAUACGUCAAAAACUACAGGAUGCUCAAGGUGACAACCAAGUUUUAAGAACUGGUGGUUUUGUCAAAGAUUGUAUCAAUACAAUUUUAACAAGCUCUGAUAGUAAAGAAGAAUUAGUCAAAAAUUUAGAAAUAAUACAUUCAAAGUAUCAACAAUUAAAGCUUGAUUUUGGUUUAUUACUGGACGAUAAGCAAGAAUUAAUUACUGAACGAGAUGGAGUUCGAAAUAAAAUAAGACGUUUAAAUUAUCAAUUAGCAGCUUCUUUAAAUGCCAAUAAAAAUCAACUUGUAUUAGAUAUAGAUAGUUUAUUAUUAGAAAACAAGUAUUUAAAUGAAAGACUGCAGUUAGAGAUUGCCGAAAAGGAAAUGUUAAGGAAAACAAAUUCAUUAUACCAGAGUACAUCAACAACAAAUGAUGAUUUAUCUUUAUUAACUGCUAAUAAUUCAAUAACCCGCAAAGUAAUAACUUGCAAACAGAUGCAACAAAUUUUGGAAACUGGAAAUCUUCAAGCUUUAUUUUCAAACAGCACAACACUUGCAGAUUUAAGAAAGUUAUGUCAGACAUUAUUUGAAGCAUUGCAAGAUAAAAAUAUAGCACUUAAUCAUCAAAAAAAGACAAAUAAAGUAUUAGCUAAACGAUUAGAAGACUUGGAAAAUAAGUUAAAAACAAUUAACCAAGGUGAAGCCAUUAUAUCACCUUCGUUGGUUUUGUUGAAUGAAUGUUCAAAUACAUCUGAUGAAACUGAUAUUGAAACAAGUUCUAUUGAUGAGUCAAAUAGUUGCUUAAUUUAUAAAGAAGAUGAUUCUAUUAUCAAAAAUAUUAAUUUUGAUAAAUAUCCUAAUGAAAUGAAUACUCUACCAAAAAAUUUGCAACAACUUGUUACUGAGGCUAUGCAAACAAUUACCUUUGAUUCGUCUAAUCCUACUUCUACUGAGGCUUGUCUUAAUUCUACUUCAGAUAUAAAUACAUAAUUUAAUACUUUAAAAAUUGCAAUAUUACAUUUACUAUUUAUAGUAAAUAUUUUUUUUAUUUUAAGAUGAGUAUUGUUUAUAAAAGAACUAUUUUACUAGUACUUGAUUUAAAAUCACUGUAAAAAGUAAAAAAGUCUUCUUGCUAUUUGUGUUUUAAAUUUUUAAAUUAUUUAUCAUUUUAUUAUUUAGGAUAAAAAUUAAUUAUUAUUGUGACAGAUUUUACUGUAAACAUAUUUGUCAUCAUGCACUUUUUAUAUACAUAAAAAAAA